AUGGUUCUUGUGCAUGCUGCUGAAAAAUCCAAUCAGAGUGAUCAUACUCGAGCCUCCAGGGUGAGACAGCAUGCCCACUGUGAUUCCUGCUACAGUCGGCGCUGCAGGGCUCAGGUGGAGGUCUCAGUUUGCUGCGCUGUCAUCCCCUGCCGCCUGCUCUGUGGAGCUGUCUUCCACCUGUGCAAAGAGGAGGACCACCUGCUGCUCUGCCCCAACGUGAGGGUGCCCUGCCUCAACGCUGGGUUCGGCUGCCCGCUCCACAUGCCUCGCUCCUCACAGGCAGCUCACCUCCAGGUGUGCCCUGCCAGCCUGGUGUGUUGCUCCAUGGAGUGGAACCGCUGGCCGGCCAAUGACGCCCACUCUUAUCCGAACACGGAGCUGCAUGAAAACCUUAUCAGGGAAAGGGAGCAGGGCGGAUGUCUGGACCUGGCCAUGGCCCUGAAAGACCAGGACCUGCUAUUUCACUCCAUGAAGAUGAAGAAUUUGUUCCCAGAGCUGACCCAGAGUGUGGAUGAGGUGGAGAAAGAGGAAGAGAAGAGGAAGAGGAAGGGGAAGCAGAAGCAGAAGAAGGAGGCAGCAGAAAAGGCCGCAAUGGAGGCUCUCAAUCUCAAAAGUUCUCAAUCCUUGGAGCCUUUUCACGCGCUUGUCAUGAACAACAACGGUGAAAUAAAAUAUGAGAAUGAAGAUGAGGUUGAGCUUACUCAGGAGGAGAGACUCUGGACUAUGGACUCAACAGUUGAUGCUGAUCUCUUAGAAAACUACAACGCCUGGGAGCGAAUGUUCAGUAAGGACAUGGGUGGCUGCAGGGAAGCAGGAAAGGCAGCCAAAGACCAGAGUCGUUCUGCAGGGAGAGGAACAGGUCUAGGGACUCUAACAGAGGAAGACACAGAGGAUAACUGUGGGGGUGCAGCAGCCUCGAACACGUGCACACAGGGGAGCAGUGCAUGCAUUGCUUCCAACUCCUCUUCUAGUCUCGCUGGCAAACUGAAGCAAAAGGAAUUUGUUUACGGAUAUGUGGAGCCCAUGAAGAUUAUCACUGUGCGGACCUUUAAAACGCCAACCAGCUUCUCUGCAAAGCAUUCCCGCAUCCGCAACCCUGGCUUCUACAAGAGGGAGAAAAAAGCUGUGGACACCAGCGACCUGGGGGUGUCCCUGCAGGAGAUGCCAGUGUGGGAGGAAGUUCAGGCCUCUCUGCUGUGCUCCCUGGAGAAGGAGCAGAGGGGUCACCUCAUCGCAGAGAGCAGGUGCAUGGACGGUCUGUUACAGGACGAGGGAACGCAGACUUACAACUUCCUGUCUGCCCCGUUCCUGAGAAACACAUCGCUGGCAGAUCUGACUGCUGCUAAACCUCUGGAGCUGCACCUCCAGCUGCAGGUGGAGAGCGUCACCAGCCGGCACCACAAGGCCAGCUCCGCCUUCACCUUCCUCUGCGGACACAACUUCAAACGCAGAGAAUAUGGCAAACAUUAUAAGAACGUCCACAGUGACAUUCAGAUGUGUGUGAAUGGAUGGUUCGAGCAGAGAUGCCCCCUAUCAUACCUGGGAUGCACCUAUAGCCAGAAGAGGUUUCAGCCGUCCACACAUGAAGCCACCGUCUCCUACAACGAGGACAUCGGCUGCUAUAGCCUGAAUCCCACCACCCCCUCCUCUCUGGGUGACACCUCCACGUCCAGGAGUUCGGAGGACUCCUCCACCACUCAGAGGAAGAGAGGUCGGAGAGGAGGAGGGGAGGACUCUCUGAGCUCGCUGCCCUACGAGGUGUUGUGCCACAUGGCCAGUUUCCUGGACAGUCUGUCUCUGUCCCAGCUGGCUCUGGUGUCCCAGCUGAUGAGGCAGGUGAGCUCCUCUCUGCUGCAGCAGAGAGGCAUGGUCACCCUCCGCUGGGAGAAGAAGACAUACUCACAUGGAGGAGCCAAGUGGAGGGUGACGGAGACGGUCUGGCAGUUCAGCACUUUGUUCAGUCCUGUCGACUCCUGGUGCUUCCAAAACGUGCCGCCCAUGUCCGAGCACCUGAAGGUUUGCCCCUGCUAUGAGAGAGAGUCACGGACAGAGAAGAUCCACCUGCCGCGCGUCAAAGAAGAAGUCCAAACCAAGACAGGCUGCAAAGGUCCCUCUCUGGUUAGCUUACUCCAAAAGACGAUGAUGAUGUAGUGCCAUUUUAAUGUAUUUGUAUAAAACAGGGCCAUUCCUUUCUGUUAAUUUCUCUCCCGCCUAUGCACCA
Messenger RNA from Trematomus bernacchii (emerald rockcod), 2221 nucleotides. RefSeq names its product F-box only protein 40-like. Bases 1 to 2151 code for a protein of 716 amino acids. The transcript is spliced from 6 exons. The record is from RefSeq and is a predicted model, not a curated record. Gene Ontology annotation, molecular function: ubiquitin protein ligase activity; zinc ion binding; protein binding. Gene Ontology annotation, cellular component: cytoplasm. NCBI's taxonomy places the organism in Eukaryota, Metazoa, Chordata, Actinopteri, Perciformes, Nototheniidae.